Molecule: messenger RNA, 2236 nt
Organism: Tachysurus fulvidraco (yellow catfish)
Lineage: Eukaryota; Metazoa; Chordata; Actinopteri; Siluriformes; Bagridae
Gene: card9
Product: caspase recruitment domain family, member 9
Exons: 12
Coding region: 105-1832 (575 amino acids)
Biological process (GO): regulation of apoptotic process; positive regulation of canonical NF-kappaB signal transduction
Source: RefSeq, a predicted model, not a curated record
ACCAACAUUUCCUUUUUGUCAGUGAUAUUUUACUGAAGUCAGCCCUGUAACAAGUUUCAGUUAAGAGGUAAAGAUAAAAACAUUCACAAACUACAACACAAACAAUGGCUGAUAGACCGGACGCUGUUGAGUUGGAGGACGAUGAAGAGUGUUGGAUGCGUCUGGAGGACCACAGAAUGCUUCUCAUCAAGACCAUUGAGCCUUCACGUAUCAUACCAUACCUGAGACAAUGCAGGGUGCUUAACGGUGAGGACGAGGAACAGAUUUAUAAUGAUCCAAGUCUUGUUGUUAGACGGCGAAAAGUAGGUGUCCUGCUAGAUAUAUUGCAAAGGACAGGUUAUAAAGGCUAUGUGGCAUUCCUUGAGAGUUUGGAACUGGACUACCCUCAGCUGUAUCAGAAAAUAACAGGCAAAGAGCCGUCCAGGGUCUUCUCAAUCCUUGUUGAUACGGCAGGUGAGUCCGGGUUAACUCAGUUUCUCAUGAACGAGAUGACACGGCUUCAAAAAGCGCUUCAGGAUGAGCGCAAAGCAAGACUAGUUGCAUCUGCACGUGUUGCUGAGCAAGCUGACACCGUUCGCCGGAUUCAGACCCGAGAAUGCGAGCUACGCAAACAGCAAGAGCGUGUACAGCGCAUGCGUGAAGAACGGGACCAGAUGUGGGACAAGGCACGGCACUUGAAGGAUGAGAAUUACAAAUUAAUGAGUGACAUGAACCGACUAAGUGAGGAGAAGAACUGUGCUCUCAUGUGUAAUCGAGACCUACAGCUGGAGAUCGAGAGGCUGAAGCACAGCUUAAUGAAUGCUGAGAGCGAUUCUAAGAUUCAACGCAAGCGUACUAUUACACUGAAAAAUGCUAUGGAACAGAGGCCUAGACAAGAAAUGGUGUUGGCGCUUCAGAAAGAAAAUGAUCUUCUCCGUGCUCAAGUGCAGGAGAUUCAUAGCUCUUCUCAGGUGCAAAUCACAACAAAUGAUGAGAAGCCAAGCAUCGAAUCAGGAGAUUUCAAAAAACAAAGCAGGGCACAUCAAGAGUUGGUCAACGAGCUUUAUAAAUUACGCAGGGAGCUACAUGAUGCUGAGGAACUCCGAGAUAAGUACCUGGAAAAGAAAGAUGAACUGGAACUGAAGUGUGAGAUUUUAAAGAAGGACUCAAAAAUGUACUGCAACCGUAUGGAGGACAUUUUAAAGCAGCUGGAUGAAGUAAUUAAAGAAAGAGAUAAGGCAAUAUCUUCACGAGAGGAGUACCAUCAGGAGAACUGUAAAAAUCUUCAGGACAAAGACCGUUAUCGCAAGCAGCUCAGAGAGUUGGGAGAGCAUUAUGAUGAGCUCCAGGUCCAGCUGUUCCGCACUCAAGGAGAAAUUCUCACUCUUCAAGCGAAACUUCGGAGACAAAAACACUUCCACAAAACACUAGGAACAAAUGAGGGAAACUCUUCUUGGGGCACAGCAGAGGAUAGCAUGACAUUCUUUGCUUUGCCAUUAAACAGCAGUUCUGAGUCCACAGUAAGGCAGGAACUAAAAAGUCAAACAAGUGAGGAGGAUUUGAAGGAGAGAUAUGAGAAAGGUGCCAGUGAUGAUUCCCAAAGUCCAACUUCAGGGGAGUACAAUGUCUGCAUAAAUAUUAAAGACCUCAGUACCUCAGAUGCCAAGGAAAGGAUGUCAACUGAAGAGGAACUGUCAUCCAGUUACCCACCCAGGCCGAGAUGCAAUUUUUACUACAGAAGGAAACGUGCCUUGAGAACAAAAGCCACAGUUAAAGACUGCGCUAAAGAGUGCACACAGUGUGUACUGGACAACUCCAGCGGGACUGAUAACACAGACACAGAUGGGAUUUGAUACAAGCCCAACUAACCAGGAGACAACAUUUUAACUUUAAUUAUUAUUAUUAUUAUUAUUAUUAUUAUUAUUAUUAUUAUUAUUAUUAUUAUUAUUAUUAUUAUCCUCAUCCAAUGGUCACCUUAGAUUUAUUGAUGACAUUGAAUCUUAAAAUUCAAUAUGGUCAACUGAAACAUGGUAUUUUAUAAUUUCCUAUAAAUACAUAUUGACCGUAAAUUUAAAAGCAAUUUUGUUUUACAGCAAUAUUUGCUUUAAAGGUCAGUAUACCUGGCAUAAUCAACAGCCAAGGAAGUGUGUAUGAAGACAGUGUUAGAGUCUCCUGGUCAGGCACAAAUAGAAGAAACAUCACUGAUCUCUGUUUGAUGGUUGUCUGUAAAACCAAUAAACAAACUCCACUUUUCUUA